AUGCUUAAUCGUCUUUCUCGACUUGUUAUUCCUUCGAGGAAAUCCUUUCUAUCGUUAGUGUGUAUCCCCGCCACAUCGUACUUAGUGUAUAAUAGGCUUUAUUCGAACAUGACAAUUUCUGCAUUUAUUGCCCCUCAAGCUGCUCCAUCAUGGAAUUGGAACCCAUCUAGGUUAUUAUUCGACGCUGAAUGUGUAAUUGAUAAUUCAAAUAGGCUUUAUGAUGAACUUUCAUCUCUAAAAAAGCCUACUGUCGAAAAUCUCGUCAGGCCAUACAUGAUUCAUGAGAACAAGAUUAGUCCCUUGAUCAAUAAAUUGUGCUUCUUACAACAUGUCUCUGAAGACCCAAAGAUAAGAGAAGCUUCUCUCAAGGCUACCGAAUUACUCCAGAAGUUUGAAAUUGAAGCUUCCUUAAGACACGAUCUUUUUUUACAAUUUGAUAAGAUUUGGCAAGAAAUCUCAGAAAAGAAGGAUGAUUUUGUUAAAGAGUAUGAUUUCGAGACUUGGAAGUUCAUUGAGAAAGUUCAUAAGGAUUACGUCCGUUCUGGUUUGAACUUACCAGAAGACAAGAGAGAAAAAAUCAAAGAAAUUAAAAUCAAAAUUGGUAAUAACUCUUUACAAUAUUCUAAAAAUUUAGGUGAACAGAAAGAGUUGAUUGCCUUCACAAGGGAAGAAUUAGAUGGUGUGUCUGAUGCAGUCUUCGAACAAUUCGAAAAAUUCAUCGAUGAAGAAACGGGUGAAGAGAAAUUCAAAGUCACUUUCAAAUAUCCUGAUAUUUUCCCUGUCUUAAAAACUGCUAAGAAUCCAGAAACAAGAAGAAAGGCUUUCCUGGCAGAUCAAAAUAAGGUCCCACAAAAUGAAGACCUUUUCGUGGAAACGUUAAAAUUGAGAAAUGAAUUAGCUACAACCCUGAAUUAUUCGACUUACGCCAAUUACAAUUUAGAAGAAAAAAUGGCCAAGAGACAAGAAACUGUUUUAGAUUUUUUAAAUGACUUGAAGUACAGGUUGAAACCAUUAGCAAUGAAAGAAAUUUCAAUUUUGAAGGAUAUAAAGCAAAAAGAAUGUAAGGAAUUGAAUCGUGAAUAUGACAGUCACUAUUACAUAUACGAUCACAGGUACUAUGAUAACAAGUACUUGAAAGAUAAUUUCAAUGUAGAUCUGGAAGCCAUCUCCGAAUAUUAUCCAUUGGAACAUACUAUCAAUGGUAUGUUGAAAAUUUAUGAAGAGCUAUUCAAAUUGAAAUUUAACGAAGAAACAAAAAAUAAAUCAGUAUGGCACGAAGAUGUUAAACAACUGGCUGUCUGGAAGAUGGAUAAUCCAGAGAAACCUGAAUUUGUUGGUUGGAUUUAUUUUGAUUUACAUCCAAGGGAUGGUAAAUAUGGCCAUGCUGCCAAUUUCGGUAUCUCGUCCUCCUACGUAGAUAUCGAAACAGGAAAGAGAUCAUAUCCAGUCACUGCAUUAGUCUGUAACUUCUCAAAGUCCACAGCUACCAGACCAUCGUUGUUGAAACACAAUGAAAUUACCACAUUUUUCCAUGAAUUAGGUCACGGUAUCCAUGAUUUGGUUGGUAAAAAUAAAUUAUCUAGGUUCAAUGGUCCUGGCGCUACGCCAUGGGAUUUUGUCGAAGCACCAUCUCAAAUGUUAGAAUUCUGGACUUGGAACGCAAAUGAACUAAAGUCCUUAUCUUGCCACUAUGAAUCAAAUGAAAAAAUUCCAGAUGAUUUACUCACUUCAUUAAUCAAAACUAAGCACGUUAAUGGUGCUCUUUUUGCUUUGAGACAGCUGCAUUUUGGUUUAUUUGAUAUGACUGUUCAUACAACAAAUAACGUAGAAAGUUUAAACCUGUUGAAAUUAUGGAAUGAAUUGAGAGAAGAGAUUUGUUUAGUUGAGACUGGUCACGAAUUAUCAAAAGGCUAUGAUUCCUUUGGUCAUAUAAUGUCGGAUUCUUAUUCCGCUGGUUAUUAUGGUUAUAUGUGGGCCGAAGUCUUUGCAGCUGAUAUGUAUCAUACAAAAUUCUCUCCAAAUCCAUUAGACAGUGAAGUUGGUGUCCAAUACAGAGACAUUGUUUUGGCUAAUGGUGGUUUAUAUGAAAUUGCCGACAACUUACGUGAUUUCUUGGGUAGAGAGCCAUCAAAGAACGCAUUCUUGAAGGAGCUCGGCUUAGAUGCAGCUUGA
This is a messenger RNA of Kazachstania africana CBS 2517, 2172 nucleotides long. It is a transcript of the gene PRD1, whose product is annotated as metalloendopeptidase. Bases 1 to 2172 code for a protein of 723 amino acids. The transcript has a single exon. The record is from RefSeq and is a predicted model, not a curated record. Gene Ontology annotation, molecular function: metalloendopeptidase activity. Gene Ontology annotation, biological process: peptide metabolic process; proteolysis. Gene Ontology annotation, cellular component: mitochondrial intermembrane space. Lineage: Eukaryota; Fungi; Ascomycota; Saccharomycetes; Saccharomycetales; Saccharomycetaceae.